ACAAACAAACCAUAAUCAAUAACCUUGAUAUUUGGAUUUUGGAGGAUAGCAGCACCAUAACAUGUGUGCAAAUUCCGUUAAACGGUCACCUCUCCCGCCCUCCCCAAAUAACAAUCUAAUCCUAUUCCUAAUUCAUAAGAUUAGAUGCAAUCCCCAGCCACAAGAACACCAAAGCUGUUCCGCACAAUCACUACAGCAACAGUCACCACUUCACUCCAUAACCCACCCAACUCCACCACCACAGGCAAUAGAGAAGCAGAGCAGAGCUGCUUGGCCUUCCUUCACUCCUGCAAUACACUCCCAAAGCUUUUCCAGACCCACACCUACAUUCUCAAAUUGGGUCUCCAAAACAACCCUCUAGUCCUCACCAAGUUCGCCUCCACAUCCUCUGAUCUUGAAGCCAUUGACUAUGCCUCAUCCUUUAUAUUCUCACCUCGUUCUGAUACCCGGCUUUACGAUACGUUUCUCUUCAAUACCGUCGUUAGAGCUUAUGCUCAAACUACUCAUUCACGGGACAGAGCUUUGUGUUUUUACCGUGUCAUGCUUGGUUAUGGAGUUUUGCCUAACAAGUUCACGUACCCAUUUGUACUCAAGGCCUGUGCUGGCCUUGGGAGCUUGAAUUUAGGUAAAUCAGUUCAUGGGUCUGUUGUGAAAUUUGGAUUUGAUGAUGAUGUUCAUGUUCAGAAUACUAUGGUUCACAUGUACUGUUGUUGCAAUGGUGGCAUUAAUUAUGCUCGGAAGGUGUUUGAUGAAAUGCCAAAAUUAGACUCUGUUUCUUGGAGUGCGAUGAUUGGAGGGUAUGUCCGAUUGGGGUGGUCCUCAGAUGCGAUUGGUUUGUUUAGGAAAAUGCAGAUGGUGGGAGUUCGCCCAGAUGAGAUCACGAUGGUGUUGGUGCUCUCUGCGUGUACAGAUUUAGGUGCAUUUGAGCUUGGGAAGUGGGUGGAGUCAUAUAUUGAAAAAGAAGGGGUUCAAAAGAAUGUGGAGCUUUGUAAUGCACUCAUUGACAUGUUUGCGAAGUGCGGUGAUGUGGAUAAAGCUCUGAAAUUGUUCAGAGACAUGAGUGGGAGAACAAUUGUUACUUGGACUUCUGUGAUUGUUGGUCUGGCGAUGCAUGGUCGUGGUCUAGAAGCCAUUUCCUUAUUUGAAGAGAUGAUAGGAACUGGGAUGGCUCCUGAUGAUGUGGCCUUUAUUGGGUUGCUUUCUGCUUGUAGUCACUCUGGAUUAGUUGAAAAUGGCAGAAAAUAUUUUGACUUGAUGAUCAAAAGAUUUAAAACUGUACCUAAGAUAGAACACUAUGGAUGUAUGGUGGAUAUGUUUUGCAGGGCUGGACUUGUCAAAGAGGCACUGGAGUUUGUUCAAAAUAUGCACAUUGAGCCAAAUCCAAUAGUUUUGCGAACCUUAAUAAGUGCUUGUCGUGCUCAUGGUGAGCUUAAGCUUGGAGCGAGCAUUACUAAAAAGCUAAUCAGAAAUGAGCCUAUGCAUGAAUCGAAUUAUGUAUUACUUUCCAACAUUUAUGCAAAAAUGUCCCAUUGGGAGAAGAAAACCAAAAUUAGAGAGUUAAUGGACAAGAGGGGGAUGAAAAAGAUCCCUGGGAGCACUAUGAUUGAGCUAGAUAACAAAAUUUAUGAAUUUGUAGCUGGAGAUAAAUCGCAUGGUCAGUCCAAGGAAAUUUAUGAGAUGGUGGAUGAAAUGGGGAGGGAGUUGAAGAGGGCUGGAUAUGCUCCUACUACAUCAGAGGUAUUACAAGAUAUUGAUGAAGAAGAUAAGGAAGAUGCUUUAAAUAGGCACAGUGAAAAGCUGGCUAUUGCAUUUGCCCUUCUCAACACACCACCAGGAACUCCUAUUCGGAUAGUGAAGAAUUUACGAGUCUGUAGUGAUUGUCAUUCUGCUACUAAAUUUAUCUCUAAGAUUUAUAAUCGAGAAAUAGUCGUUAGGGACCGGAACCGGUUUCACUAUUUCAAGGAAGGGUCGUGCUCAUGUGGAGAUUUCUGGUGAAAACUACCUAUAAUAUUAUGAUUAUCAACUUUUGAAAUGGAAACCAUUGUUGGGUUGGCUGAUGGGCUGUCCUGACUCUCUGAAAAUUAUAGAGCAAUAGAUCAUGCUCAAAUUUUGUCAUGAUCAUUUAGUAAAUCACCAAACUGGUGCAAAGUUUGAUCCAGCUAGAAAUUGUAACAAAUCAUUUAACUGGACAGAUAUAUACCCCAAAGUUUAACUCAACCUCAAGAUAGUAGCUGAAAGAUCAUCUUUCGGAGGAAUAUCUGAUUCAAUAUAUAUAGUGUGCAAUUUAAGGUGGGCAUUUGGCCUAAAUUCAUCAUUUUAUACCCAGCUAUGCUUCCACCGUGACUUAUCCUUUGUAUGGAGGUCUGGUGUUGGUAAAACAGUCCUCAGUAUCCGUAUGGCUUUGUCAAAAUAAGAUCAAACUUGCUAAUCUUAUCUUACUAUAUAUAAAAGGCGGGAGUUUGGGCAUUUGUUAAUGAUGUAAUAAAACGAUUUUGGAAAGCUUAAUGGACAGGCUGAAAGUUUUUUGUGUUGUGGAGAUUGAGAGUUAAGCAGGGGAUUUUUGUCUUUCCACAUAUAUUAUGUAUUGCAUUGUGCCUUGUGCGGGUUUUAUGCUACAGACAGGUUGAGCUGCAGAGGGCCGGAGGUGCUGAGACUUGAGAGAGAGAAAAAGGACUGAGAGGAUGAGAAGAAAUCAUGCACCUUCUCCUGAUCUGUCUAGGAGAGCAAGAGAAGGACAGUGAGUUGGUGAGGCAGAGGAUUGAAAUGAUGGGAGCAGAGAGUGCAAGAUGGGUUUCUACCUACUUGUUAUGGGGUUGUUUGUGGUUUUUUCGACAUUGAGAGAGUGAAAGUGGGAGCAGAUGAUAAAAGAGGAUUUCUGUGGUUCAUUGGUAUUUUGGCUCAGCACAACAGGUAAUCUUCUCCCUCUAUUUUUUUUUCUUCCUAAUUUGUUUCAUCCCUUACAAGAUUUCAACUCCGGUUAGGUUGUUUUUCUUUCCUUUCAGUGUUUUGGCUCAACACAAAGCAUGUACUAUCUCUCUCUCUCUAUGUAAUCCCUUACAAAAUUUUAGCUGAUUUAGAUUGCUUUUCUUUCCUUUAAACCUUUUUUUUCCCCUUUUAUUGUGAUUUAGAUUUGUUCCUCGUUGUAAUAUAGAUUUUUUGGGUGGUGAAUUUUGAUUGGUGUUUGAGAUUUUGCAUAGUGGGAUGUGAUGAUGGACAGAUGGAGUUUUGUAUUGGUCUGCUCAGUGUUGAAAAUAGUGCCUCUCCUCAGUCUUCUGUCAAAUAAUUUGUUUUAGUCAAAUAUAAAUCAUGUUUGGUUGUUGAAAAUCUGAUGUUUUAGUUUCUUUACAUCAUUUCCUCUUAUCACUUCAGUGCUGUGUUUGGAUUAGUAUUUUUUUUUUUUCUUUACAUCAUAUCUUACCAUAGAGACCAAGCUGUUUGAAUCAGGUUUUAGCCAAUCCGUUACAGCUCUUUAAAAAAUUCUAUACGCUUUGCUUCAGCCCUUUCUUACAGUAGCCAAAAAUCCUAGUGUUCCAAGACUUUGGUCAGUAUUUUUUAUUUUUUAUUAAUGUUUGUGUGAGAAUUUACUAAGACAAGUUUUUUGAGCAAUUACUUCAAAUUUUUUAAAAAAUAAAACCUUAGGAGCACAGGGCUAUUUCUCAACUCUCAAAAUCUUACUAUUAAAAGCAUGGAUAGUGCAUACACCCAAAUUACAAGAUGUGGAAGUACAAUUUUCUCUGUAAAAACAACACGCCAAACCUUAAUCUCCCAUUAAAAAACCGUAACAAUUUUAUUUUGGGUCGGGUCAUAAUCUGGAUCAAACACAACUAAGCUCCACAAAGCCCAACAUAGUGCUUGUUGUCUCAGAUUUGUUAACCUGUUUGACUUCUGUGAGUGAGUGUACGACAUUUGAUCUUGAUUUUAAGAUUCUGUUUGCACCUAUGCGUUAGUAAAUUUGUUUGGUAAUUGAAUGGCCUUGAAUGAGGGACUUAUGGUGUGAGAGGUGUUGGUUAGAUGUCUUUGUGAUUGGGUUGUAAAGGCCGGCCAUUGAGUUAAUGUUAUGAGCAUUUUUACCUGAAAGUUGUUGAUUAGAUCUCAGAAAACAUUACGAGCAUUUUUACAGGGCUUGUGCACAAACUGAUCGACACUUCUUUUUAUAUAUAAUUUCUAAUGAGAACCUCAAUUUUUUCUUUUCAUAUCAAUUUAAAUUUUAUUUCACAAAAAAAAAAAAAAAAAAGUGAUUCAUUUAAAUAAACAAUAAAUAAUAAUCACUCAUAAUGUUUGUUAUCUUGUAGUUUCUUCAACAUUUGGAUGUGAUCAAAUUGGAGUAAUUUCAAAUUCCCUAGAAGCAAGCAAGUACCAAUGUACCAUUUGGAUUUUAAAACAUUUAAGAAUCGUGGUUUUUUUUUUUUUUUAAUUUUUUUUAAUUUUAUUUAUCUAUAUAUAUAUACACUAUCCGUAUGUAUAUCUAUAGAAUGAUUUCUAAGAUUGCUUGUUCAAUUUUUCUUGCAUAAUAUAUACUUUAGGCAUAUCUUUCUUGUCUAUUUCUGCCAUUUUCUCCUUUACGGAACAAUAUUUUAUUUUCACUGAUGUAUGUGUAUAUCUCAAUGGUUCUUUCUUACUCUUAAUUUGGUUGCUAUGGUCUACAUAUAUAUAUAUAUAUAUCCAUGUCGCUAGCAACAGUGGUAGCAUCUUCAGAUUCAAUUAAGCUUAGAGAUCUUGUAUUUGCCCUCUAUUAUAUAAUGUGGGAACUGUAGAUUUCUGGUUGUAUCUGUAAAUUGAAGCACACCAACAUCGUAAAGCGAUUGCAAUAAUACUGAAGUUACUUAAAGGUGUGUACUUAGUGGUGCCUUUGUGCUUUAUGUCUCUGUGAUUAGAUACUUUAUUCUCUUCUAUUUAAGAGAUAAUAUGGAUUGAACUAUUGGACUUAACAAAAAGUUUGGAAAGCAGAUGCUUGUUAAUUUAUUCUGUGCAGAUCUUUGCAUUGUUGGUACUGCAUGUACACAAAUAUGUGGAUUUUUGGGUUCUCUUUUAUCUUUAUAUGCCACCAAGCGUGGAUCUAUAGCUAUUGAAAGUCGGCAUAGAACCUUUAUUACUGCUUCAUGAAUGGGUAAUCUCGGUCAUUGGAAAGUUUAUUUUGCCAUUUUCUGUAACUUUUGUUUUGGGGUCCCCAGUAGUUGCUCUUAGGAGCAGACAUUGAUCCGUCACUUGUACAAGAAGCAUUCUUCGGCAAUGUUCUCAGUGCUAAUUUAGGACAGGCUCCCAUCAAACAAGCUGCAUUGGUUGCAGGAAGACCUAAUUUUGUGGUCUCUACCACUUUUUAUAUAGUUUGUGCAUCAGGGAUGAAAGGUGGACACCCUAUCAUUUUUAAUGAAAUCUAAUGUACUGAAAGCUAAAAUAUGUUUUUUUUCUUAUUCAAUGUAAUGAUUUGUUGUGAACUAGAAAUAAAAGAUAAUGUAGUCAAUUCGAGUUAUCCAAUCUCUUGAACUUGAGAGAGGAAA
Molecule: messenger RNA, 5498 nt
Organism: Quercus robur (English oak)
Lineage: Eukaryota; Viridiplantae; Streptophyta; Magnoliopsida; Fagales; Fagaceae
Product: pentatricopeptide repeat-containing protein At4g21065-like
Exons: 1
Coding region: 145-1995 (616 amino acids)
Biological process (GO): RNA modification
Molecular function (GO): zinc ion binding; protein binding; RNA binding
Source: RefSeq, a predicted model, not a curated record